Panicum hallii is the source of this 956-nucleotide messenger RNA. RefSeq lists its product as uncharacterized. The transcript has a single exon. The coding region runs from base 486 to 722 and encodes 78 amino acids. The record is from RefSeq and is a predicted model, not a curated record. NCBI's taxonomy places the organism in Eukaryota, Viridiplantae, Streptophyta, Magnoliopsida, Poales, Poaceae.
UCUCGGUCUACCAAGCGGCUUUGAGCAAGGCAGCAUCUCAUGAUUCUCAUCUGUAAGUAAGGCCAGCCAGCCAAAACGCGUUGCCUUUGAUCAUUUUUUUUCUUGGUAAGUAAGAUUGCUAGCCAUUUGCUGAACUAUUUCCUUUGGCCUAAAGCCCUAAACCAUUGCAAAGGAGCACCUCUCUGGAGCCCUCUUCUUCAGACUGUAAAGCGAGCGAAAGCAUCAUGCUGUACGCCUCCUGAGUCCUGUCCAGGAUGUAUUCCCUCGCUCUUGCUUCGUGCACAAGCAGAGCAUGCAUUCCUUCCUUCUUCCCCUUCCUUCCUCGAUCCUUCUCCGCACAGCCAGCCAGCGCUAAGCAACCUCACUCACUACAUAUCGGCCUUGUACAUUGCUUCCAGCUUCCUGCUGCAUCCAUUAGGAGAUAGAGUCAUACAGACAUUGGUCGAGCUGCCGAGAAGAGCGUGAAGAGCCGCACGCUGGAGGACAUGAACGCCGGCAUGUCGCCGCGGCCGAGCACGGACUGGGGCCCCAUCAUCGUGGCGGUGAUCCUGUUCGUGGUGCUCUCGCCGGGGCUGCUCUUCCAGCUCCCCGCGCGGACGCGGGUGGUGGAGUUCGGCAACAUGGGCACCAGCGCCAUCGCCAUCCUCGUCCACGCCAUCAUCUUCUUCUGCCUCCUCACCAUCUUCGUCGUCGCCAUCGGCGUCCACGUCUACGCCGCCUAGGCCUAGCCACCUCGAUCCCCAGGCUGCUUUGACACGGUGAUGGUGUACGGUUUCUCUAGUCCCUUGUAAUAAUCUGCUAGUUUUAAUUGGCUGGUUGUUACAAUUGUACCAGAACUCAUUUGAGCAGAGAGUACAGUUGUCUGUUGUCAGUUGAGAGUUUAGCUGUUCAUGUACACAAAAACUUCAAUUUGGCUUCACUUUUUUGGCAAACCAAUGUUUCUCUUUUGGAAAUUA